GGGAAUCCCCCCAUUCGGAAAGAGUGGGAAACAAAAGGCCUGGAGGGUAAAAUCCUUAAUCCAGGAAAGAGAUAUACAAAAAAGAGUUAUUGCAGUUGUUAUUCUCUAAUGGUUGCUGAUGCUCCUGCUCCACUACCUUUAAAGAGAAGAAGAAGGCUCACGAACAUUGAUCCCAUGGAGUUUGAAGCGGCUAAGGCCAAGUUUGCAGCUAUGAAAGAAAAAGUUGGACGAGAAAUCCGUGUAUUUCAAACAUCAGCACUUUCUCCAUCCUCAAAUGAAAUGUCCAACAGUGAGGAGACAGAUGACUUCUAUGAGUUUACUGCUGAGGAUUAUUAUCGCAUUUUAGCAACCAAAAAGGAAGAUAAAUCCUUGAAGACACGAAAAAUCCGAGACUCAGAAGCGGCAGCUCGCAGGUCAAAAAUAACAAAGGCUAUCAUUAGGGUUCGCUUUCCUGAUCUUCACACAUUAGAGGUCACAUUUCAUCCAUCAGAAACAAUUCAGAGCUUGAUUGAUCUUAUCACGAAAGUGAUUGCUCGACCAGAAUUACCAUUCUUCUUAUAUACUACUCCUCCUAAGAAUCAGAUAAAAGACAUGGCACAAGAUUUUUAUAGUGCUGGCUUUGUUCCUGGAGCUAUUGUGUAUUUUUCAUAUGAUCCACCGGCAGGUGUUGAUUCUACAGUUUCCUAUUUAGGUCCCUUCCUUCAGGAAGAAAUAAUGUCUUUGAAAGAUUUGGAAUUCAAUACUGAGCAGAGGCAACAGGCAGAAGCUGCCCAGUCUUCACCAGAAUCCAAACCAGCUGCCGCCCCUGUCGUCCAAGACCACAAACCUUCUCAGAAAAAACCUGUUAAGCCCAAAUGGCUAAAAAUGUGAUAUCGCCAAAGGCAAGCGUUAAACGAGUAAACUCAGUAUUCAUGACAUGUAUAUCGCAGUCGCUCCCUUAUAUUUUUUCUAAGGUUGUUCAUACUCUACAAUGUUGUGCUGAGUGUUGAUAACUAUAUACAAUAUCUGAGUCCAUCAGAAGGUAGCAACUCUGGCUCUUAUCAUCUCUGUCUCAUCUUUGAAAUGGCUUUACAUAUUGUUUGGAAAUUUAUUAUCAACUAAUGGAGGCAGAAUAGUUGUGUAAA
This is a messenger RNA of Carya illinoinensis, 1124 nucleotides long. RefSeq names its product plant UBX domain-containing protein 1-like. Gene Ontology annotation, molecular function: ATPase binding. The record is from RefSeq and is a predicted model, not a curated record. Lineage: Eukaryota; Viridiplantae; Streptophyta; Magnoliopsida; Fagales; Juglandaceae. Gene Ontology annotation, biological process: protein-containing complex disassembly. Bases 109 to 870 code for a protein of 253 amino acids. The transcript is spliced from 8 exons.